GCAGAGAAGCAAGCAGAGGAGAUCAUCGCCAAUGCCAAGAAGAACCGUCUGACGAAGCUGCGCCAGGCCAAGGACAAGGCCGAAGAGGAGCUCAAGGAUUUCCGCGAGAAGGAGGAAGCCAGAUUCCAAAAAGAGAUGGGCGCCAAGGCCGGUGCAAACCCCGCAGAGACUUUACAGGUCAGCACUCAGAGUGAGAUCGACAGUGUCCACAAGGACUACGCCAACAACAAGGCCAAAACGAUCGAAUACGUCGUGGGUCGAGUUUUGGAGGUUCCCGUGACCUUGUCUGACACACAGAAGCAGGCACUGAAGACGGGAGCUGCAUGA
Symbiodinium sp. CCMP2456 is the source of this 327-nucleotide messenger RNA. Lineage: Eukaryota; Dinophyceae; Suessiales; Symbiodiniaceae. The record is from the annotation of a GenBank genome assembly.